Molecule: messenger RNA, 3367 nt
Organism: Rhipicephalus microplus (southern cattle tick)
Lineage: Eukaryota; Metazoa; Arthropoda; Arachnida; Ixodida; Ixodidae
Product: F-box/LRR-repeat protein 12
Biological process (GO): positive regulation of protein ubiquitination; SCF-dependent proteasomal ubiquitin-dependent protein catabolic process
Cellular component (GO): SCF ubiquitin ligase complex
Molecular function (GO): protein binding
Source: RefSeq, a predicted model, not a curated record
CUUUCCUUUCUCCGUGUUAAAAUGGGUGUUUUCAGCGGUUUAGCUGGAACUUGCAUUACUCGUGUGAUUAGGCUGCUUAAGCGGACUAUGUGUAUGCAUCAGAACCGCUUAAAUUUCGAUUGAUUCGAACGGAUAUUUCUCGGCUGACAAUGGACAUUCAACAGCUGCCGGAAACCCUUCUGCUUGAGAUAUUUAUUCACCUGAAGUUCAAGGAACUUUGUUCAUGCGCAGGUGUUUGCCGACAGUGGCGACGGAUUGCACAUGACAAAGUGCUUCGAAGAAGGAUUGAUGUGUCGGGGAAACCUCUAUCAUCACUGCGUGCAUGGCAUCUGAUCCGAGCUCAUGCUGAUGCUAACCUCGUGGAGCUACGUAUGUCAGGCAGUGCUCAGAAGUUCUUCUCUGGCAGGAGGGCGCAGCAUGUAUACACACCAAAGUUUUUCAAGUAUUUGGCACAAUGUUGCCCGUCACUGAAGGUGCUACAUUUUACUGGUGCCUUCCUUGCACGCAACAUGGUAACGACCAAGAUGUCAAUCUCGGAUUUCCCACAGUCCCUCACAUACCUGUCAUUGCGGGGUUGCUUCUUUCAUCCGGCAGAGUUCCUUCGUGCUCAGCUUGGCCAGCCCAGCUUGAAGUUUCUACAGUUGCUGGACCUUGCCGAAUGUAAUCUUGUGUCAAGUGUGGAACUGGGCCGACUUGAACAAUGGCCUUCACUUCGUGCGCUGAGCCUGGAAGGUUGCCACCGAGUCAAUGACGGGGGCCUGAGCAACAUUUUGCCUCUUCUAAGCAAUCUGGUCGCUCUGGACAUAGAAGGGACGGACAUCGGUGAUCGAGGGGUGCAAAUCAUCCUGCUUCACGGGCUGAACCUCAAGCUUCUGUUUCUUGGCCACACUUCGUGUACUGGUGAAGCGUUUGUGUCUGUUUCAGGGUGUCGCAAGCUUAGGCUGUCCCACGUAUGCCUCAGGAGGACGCUUGUCAAGGAGGAACACUUGUGUAGACUACUUGAAAUGGUUCCUGACCUGAUGUGGCUGGCUGUGACAAGUCGUCACAUGUCUGUUGACGUGAUAGCCAGGGUCAAAAAGGCCGUACCUGCUUCGUGCAGCUAUGUGGAAAUUUCGCAGCGCUAUGCCAGUGAGGGCGAAUUAUGCAGCCACUUCUUGUUAGACAAGAUUCAAUAGCUGAAAUGGGACUAGAGGCAUUUAGACAUCUAUCCCGAUUGGCGGUCUAGGUUUAGGAGAGAAUGUAAAAGGCUGCCGGAAAUUCAUGCUUUCAUAAAGUGCAUUUGCAGACUGCUAAAUUGUUAACUGUCCAUUUGAGUUAUGAUAUUACAAAACACUUAAGAGCUUCUAAAGGCUUUUCGGGCAGAAAUAUAGCCAGUGCUUUUUAUAAGCCUGCUGUUGUGAAAUGAACACUUGGGUUCUACGUGCAUUCACUUACAUACUUAACACAUACGCCUGUUGCAAAUGCACUGAAGCAGACAUUCGGAGACAUGCUGUGAAGUGGUGGUAAUUUGCUUGUUGCUUCAACUAUUUCUAUGAAAGCAUAGCCGCAGGCUUUUGUCUAUCUAACCACGAAUGUACCGUGAAACAUGGGUGAUACGAACCUCGUGGAUUGAUGAAAAAUAUUCAUAUCACUGGAAAACAUGGGAAAGCGAUUUGAAACACCCACACAUUCACGCAUGCUUCCGCUCGAAAAACACACCGCACCAAACGAAAGAAGUAGUAAAUUUUAAGUGCUCGCUUUCUUUGUUAGACGUUAUGAGAACUGACAACAAUGCCAAGAGAAGUAUAGGGAAUAUUAAUAGAAGUAAUUUCAAUGUAAAUGUGAAAAAACAAAAGGAGACAAAAACAUCACUUGCCACCUGUAGGAUCCUAACAUGUGACCUUCAAAUAACGCGUAUGAUGCUCCCAUACCUUCGUCCACUUUAAAGGGUAUACAUGUGCAUUUAAACGGUGGAGCGUUAGUCAGCGCCGUCUGUUGCCAUUGUGGCAAGUGUAGAACACCCUUUUUAUUUGUUGGUGUCACUUAGAAUGUUAUUUUAUAUUAAUGAUAAUAUUGUUUAUUCUUAAAAUGUUACAUCUCAAUAUGUUACAUGACAAGGGAUGACACAGCCAAAGGCAGAUUAACUGCCUGACAAUGGCCCUACCACCCAAGCACUGUUCAACAGGAUUUCAAACAUACAUAAAUUAUACAAUUGAACAGAAAGUGGAAGCACUAAGAUAAAAGAAAAAACAUGACACACUGCUAUCAGAGACUGUUCAUAAUACAUACAUAAUGUAAUUUAAACAAAUGUACUAUUUUUAAUACACAUGUCGUAUGCCACAUAUAGCUUGAGGCCCUGCUCAUACUAUGAGGGCACAUAGGACAAGAAAUAAGAUUUAACGACAAGAUUAAACUCAGAUUUUGACAUGGCUUCAUCCAGAUAAUUUAGAACUUAGGAAUGUUGAUUUAGAAAAAAAGAUAUCAGGUAUUUGUGUUGAUUAGUUCCUUAUUUAUUUCUACAAAGCGGAAGUUCGAAGUGGCCAUAUCUUAAACAAUACUGCUCAUGUGUGGUUAAAUACAUUUGUGAAAAUGUUGGUUUAUGUUUUCGCAUUUCUCUGGGUAUGUGUGUAGCAAAUCUUAUGUUAUAUAGCUGAUCAAUUUUUCAGAACUCAUUUUUUGAGAAGAAUAGUGCUGUGUGAUCAGACCAUCUAAGGUUUUCUAUGCGUCGGACAGCUUGCUUUCGAUAUACUGUCAGCCUACCUAAGUUGUUUUUGCUUGUUCAGAUCAGUAAGCUGUAAUGUAGCUGAGAAUGUAUCGAGUAAUACAGCUGACGUCAUAGCCAAGUCGGAACGAUGCCGGAUUUUAGAAAACAUUUCAUUAGAUUUAGAAAUUCUAGUAUGUAAUUUGUUUACAUGAUGAGUCUAGUUGAAAUAUUGCUUGAAUAAUACUCCCAGAAAUUUAAAUACUGAUACCCAGUCAAUAACACAAGCAUCAAAAGAAAGAGAAAUGUCCGCAUCAUCAGGUUUGUUCCUAGGUUUGGAAACAAUGUAUUUAGGUUUAGGCCCAUUUAGGUGAAGUUGGUUGAAUGGUAACAUAUCAAGUGAGCUAAAUUUUCACCAGAAAAAAAUAAACUAGUAUUGUCAGUGUAGAUAACCAUUUCAGGUGCAUGCACUAUAUUCAAAAUAUCGUUAAUAUAAAUGAUAAAAAAUAGGGGACCCAAAAUAGACCGCUGGGGUAUGCUACACUUUAUUUCCUCCAACUCUGAGCAUACGCUGUUAUGGCUUACAAAUUGCAUUCUGAUUGAAAAUUACUGUUAAUAAGAUUUAAGGCAAUGCCACUUAUUCCAUAUGAAGGUAGUUUUUGAAAUAAAAUCUGAUGCUUUAUUGAA